UACCAUUACAGUGGGUGCUACUUGCUAGUCUUUAGGCCCUAGCUAAUUUGUUAGCUACCUGGGUUUUCCCUCGUUUUGUCUGCUUGGAUUGUCGUGCAUUGUUGACCGACACACUGCGACACGCAGAGCAAUCGUCAGACAACCAUGGCAGAAACCGAACCUCAAGUCCAGUUUAAGCUCGUGUUGGUGGGUGAUGGUGGUACCGGAAAGACUACAUUUGUGAAGAGACAUUUGACGGGGGAGUUCGAAAAGAAAUAUGUCGCCACUCUUGGGGUGGAGGUUCAUCCUUUGGUCUUCCACACUAAUAGAGGAGCCAUAAAGUAUAAUGUCUGGGACACAGCUGGUCAGGAAAAGUUUGGAGGCCUCAGAGAUGGGUAUUACAUUCAAGCUCAGUGUGCGAUCAUCAUGUUUGAUGUCACAUCUCGAGUGACCUACAAGAACGUGCCCAACUGGCAUCGUGAUUUGGUCCGUGUCUGUGAAAACAUUCCCAUUGUGCUUUGUGGCAACAAGGUGGACAUCAAAGACAGAAAAGUGAAGGCCAAGAGCAUUGUCUUUCACCGCAAGAAGAAUCUGCAGUACUACGACAUAUCUGCAAAGAGUAAUUACAACUUCGAGAAGCCCUUCCUCUGGCUGGCGCGGAAGUUGAUCGGCGACCCCAACCUGGAGUUUGUGGAGAUGCCUGCUCUGGCGCCACCCGAAAUUGCCAUGGACCCCUCACUUGCUGCACAGUAUGAGCAUGACCUUAAAGUGGCAUCAGAAACAGCUCUGCCAGAUGAGGAUGAUGAUCUUUAACAUGUGACUCUUGUACUCUCUCUCUUGCCAUUGGUGGCCAGAAGUCAUCAGGCUCUUCAGUGGCGACAGAGUUUGCCCCU
Molecule: messenger RNA, 872 nt
Organism: Alosa alosa (allis shad)
Lineage: Eukaryota; Metazoa; Chordata; Actinopteri; Clupeiformes; Clupeidae
Gene: ran
Product: RAN, member RAS oncogene family
Exons: 7
Coding region: 145-792 (215 amino acids)
Biological process (GO): ribosomal subunit export from nucleus; protein import into nucleus
Cellular component (GO): cytoplasm; nucleus
Molecular function (GO): GTP binding; GTPase activity
Source: RefSeq, a predicted model, not a curated record